AUGGGUAGUAGUAGAUUAGAAAGUGAUUAUUUGGUAUGUUAUGUUCCAGAAGAUCAGGUUAUUUCUAGAUCAGGUGGAAUAUGCACAGUUGCAUUAUUGGAUCAAUGGUUUUUGGAUUAUGGGAAUGAAGAGUGGAAGAAGAGAACCAGGGAAUGUCUUGGAGAACUGAAAUGCUCUGAAGACACCAGUGCCAAAUUGUAUGGAGCAUUAGAUUGGAUUCAAAAGUGGGGAUUCAGUAGGUCAUUUGGAUUGGGAACUAGAUUCCAUAAGGAUGAAAGUGUGCUAAUUGAUUCAUUAAGUGAUUCAACCAUUUAUAUGGCAUUCUACACGGUGAAGCAUCUACUAUUUGGUGAUCUAGAGGGCAAUGAUGAAAUCUACUGCAAGAAGUAUCUGUGUAACGAACUAUGGGAAUUUGUUUUUGGUGAAAUUGAUCAGGAGAAAUUGAGAAAGAAGUUGGAUGAAUUUGGAGAAGAAGGAGAGAAACAUGUAGAAAUUGCAGUGGAAGCAAGAAGUAGUUUCAGAUACUUCUAUCCAGUUGAUUUGAGAGUAUCUGGAAAAGAUCUGAUCAAUAAUCACCUGAUAUUCUUCCUAAUGAAUCACGUAGCCUGUUUUAAUAGAGAAUAUUGGCCACGACGUAUAUUCACAAAUGGGCAUUUAUUGCUGAACAAUUCCAAAAUGAGCAAAUCAGAAGGGAAUUUCCUGACUGUUGAAAAUGCUCUAAAGAAGUUUGGACCAUCUGCAACUCGAAUGUGUCUGGCUGCAUGUGGUGACACAAAUGAGGAUGCCAACUUCGUAGAGAGUGUUGCUAACUCAUUUGUGCUCAAAUUGUACACUUUGGCUCAGAAUGUGUUGAAUGUCCCUAAAACUGGAUCAAUUGAAACCAGGUUGAUUGAUGCGUAUUUGGUUGAAAGUGUUAAUGAAAAUGAGAAGAGAACAAAUGAGGCGUAUGGGAAUAUGAUUUAUAGGGAUGCAUUGAAGUAUGGUUUCUAUAACAUGAAUGCUAUGAUUGAGACGUAUGAGACCAUGGGUGGAAUGAACUAUAAGAUGAAAGAAUGGGCGUAUUAUAGGAUGAUGAGGAUGUUAUAUCCAAUAAUACCAAGUUAUACAAGAUACCUGAUGGAGGAAAUUGGACAGAAGAUUGAUAUGGGUGAGAAAAGUGAUAUAGGUAAUAUUGAUGGAAUUGAAUAUGUUAAAGAAGUGGUGAGACGAAUUAAUAUGGUAAGAAAGAAGGAUAAGGUAGUGAUUAAGGUAGCAAAUAAAUACAGUGAUUGGAAGGAGGAUUGUAUGAAGAGAAUAAAGGAGAUGAAGGAGAGUGGGAAGAACAAUGAUGAGAUAAAGAAGAGUAUUCUGGAAGAGAGUAGGAAUUACAGUAACAGCAAAAUGAGAAUUGGAUUCAGUAUGGAUUAUUUGAUGAAUAUGAAUAAGUAUCAGGUAACAUUUGAUGAAGUGGAAUACUUGAAUGAAUUCAAAGGAUUCAUUGAGAAGGAGACUAAGAAAGAUAUUCAGAUUGAAGUGGUUGAAAUGGAUGAGAAAGCAUAUCCAAUGAUGCCAUAUAUCUGUUAUUGA
Messenger RNA from Enterospora canceri, 1566 nucleotides. The record is from the annotation of a GenBank genome assembly. NCBI's taxonomy places the organism in Eukaryota, Fungi, Microsporidia, Enterocytozoonidae.